This is a messenger RNA of Contarinia nasturtii (swede midge), 1567 nucleotides long. RefSeq lists its product as uncharacterized. Lineage: Eukaryota; Metazoa; Arthropoda; Insecta; Diptera; Cecidomyiidae. Gene Ontology annotation, molecular function: metal ion binding. The transcript is spliced from 9 exons. The record is from RefSeq and is a predicted model, not a curated record. Bases 52 to 1449 code for a protein of 465 amino acids.
AUUUGAAAUUUUGCGAGACUAGUACUGACGCUUCAGCUGAUUGAAAGAAAGAUGAAUUCGGUAGGAUUUUCAUAUCCUGCCACUAAUUUGAGCAUUUAUGCUCCAGGUCACAUCGGAAUUUGUAUGUUGUCGUUUUAUGACCAAGAUAAGGCAAUAUCCGACUCAAGCACAUAUAUUGUUGACGUUGAUCAAUGCUUCGGUAUGAACUUGUACAAUGAAAAAUUGACUCGUUUGGAUACAAUCCCACCAGCAGGUGUGGUAUUUCUCGUGGAUCUGGGUUUCGAAGGUUUUCAUCGUGCCGUCUGCAAUAUUCAAAACAUCAACACUUUGUUGUUAAUUGACAUUGGCGAAAUUAUGCAAGUAUCAUCUGCAGCAGACGUGAAGAUGUUCUCGCUUUCAAGUAGAGCACAAGAAUUGUCAGCUCGAGCAAUCAAUUGCACAGUUUUGGAGAUUUUCGACGAAUAUGAAAAUAGAAUCAGUGAUUUUACCAAAAUGCUGAAUCAACAAAUAUGGUUCGCUGUUUACGAGGUUGGGAAGAAAAAUAUGGUUGUUACCUUGCAUAAGACCAGACCAGUAGAAACACCUAAAACAGAAAAAGCCAGCAUAGAAUUGACUGAAGAAGAACGGAAAAUAUUGUUUGAAGAGCCGAAAAUGAUGACAACUAAUGCACUAAAAGCAGUUGCAGGUCAUGUGCCAACUGACGAAAAACUGAUUUGCAAAUUUUAUGAUCCCAAAACAGGCGGUUGCUUCAAAGGCAAUUCUUGUCAUUUGAUACACGUACAAGUAUUGCGUGAUGGAACGACUCGUGAUCGAAAAGAAAUAAAGCAUAGAAUGCUGGAUCAAAUAAUGCCAAUGAUUGGGUCCACGUAUAAAGUCUGCAUAACAUCCAUUGUAAGUUCAGAAGAAUUUUUUUGCCAUAUUCCCGAAAUUUGUGCGCAAACGUUAUCGAGCUCACUUGAAGAUUUCAAAAAACAAUUAAAUGCGGCCAAUAUGGUCGAACAAUAUCAACCAUACAAUGGUGUGCCCGAUCUCCAUGAGCUCAUCUUGUUCAAGAAUCAGGGUGUUUAUUACCGGGGCCAGGUACUUGAUCAUCAUUCCGAAGAGUGUAUAGUUGUGCUUUUCGUCGAUUAUGGUGCUGUCCAGAAGGUCAAUAUUCGAGACACUUUCCGAUGGCACACACGCUGGGAUACAAUAGCAGCUUUAGCAUACCGCUGCAUUUUGGGAAAUAUUCGAGCACGCCGUAAAAAUGAUGUUGAAGCCAGAGAAGCCCUUCGAAAUUUAAUACUCAACGGAAGUGAUGUUUCUAUCCAAGUCAUUUCGUGUGCUGAACACCUGUAUGUCCGAUUGUAUGACGACAAUGGAUAUGAUGUAGGCGAAACACUUUGUGCAAAUGGUCUGUGUAUAAAUGCACCGAGAUUGAUACCAGUGUCAACUCAACUCCCUGGUUGAAUAAACCAGCCAAAGACGAAAAAUCAUAGUGUUUAUGCAAUGAAAUAACAUGAUGGAAACAUCUGAUCAAAACAAGAUGUUAAAUAAACGCUAAUGGAUAUUUUAUUGAAAAUGCAAA